Molecule: messenger RNA, 6552 nt
Organism: Misgurnus anguillicaudatus (oriental weatherfish)
Lineage: Eukaryota; Metazoa; Chordata; Actinopteri; Cypriniformes; Cobitidae
Source: RefSeq, a predicted model, not a curated record
AUGGCAGAAGAUGUCCUGGGGAUGACGGUCCAGCAGCUCAAAAAGGAGAGGACCACUGCAAAAAGCAGCUUCACCAGACAAGCCAACUUCAUUUCAAGAGAAGCAAGCAAAAUGCUUCAAGUGGAGUUAAAGGAGGAAUACACUAAGCUUUCAGAUUGUUUCAGGAAGAUGCUUGAUGCCAAUGAUGACUACAGAAUUGGACUGGAGGCAGACAUUAAGACUGAAAAUAAGGAAGCAAGUCUUAAUGAACAGCAAGAAGCCGACAUUGAUAGAUCUGUAAAGGAAGGUGAAACAAAGUUGGCGGAAAUAAGAACCAUUGUUCAAACAAACCUGUGGUCAAGGUAUGGAGAGAGUGAACUUCUGGUGGCAAUCUCGGAAGCAGAGAAAUGCAAUGAUGAAGCGGCUGAUGUGGCUGUGGAAAGUGCCAAUUUGGAGGGCUAUGAAGUGCACCUCAGUCUCUUGGACAAGAGAAUAAAAGAGGCAAUCUCAGCAAUGUCAACAUGGGAGAGAUGGAUCCCUAAAGAGUUAAAGGAUGAAUUAGAUGGAAGAGUCAAGGACAUAAGAGCAUCCUACUACAGGCUUGAGGUAAGGAGAGCUGAAUUUGUCACUGCACGGACGAUCAAUGAGCAAAGCACAGGACCAGUACAAUCCCAACUGGCAACAUCCACUCCAUUAGUAAGAAUAAAGCCAACCUCUCUACCUAUUUUCAAUGGAAGCAAGAGAGAAUAUCACAGAUGGAGGAAAGACUGGGAGAGCCUGCAAAAGCAGGGAGAGCCAUCUGGAUCAACUGAAGUUAAGAAAAUUCAACUCUUGGAAAGUGUGGAUGACAGAAUCUCAAGGGACCUCAGACUUUCAACCUACACCACUGCCAAAGACAUGUUCAGAGUCUUGGAGAACAGAUAUGGCAACAAGUCAACCAUCACAGUGGAAAUCCUUGAAGAGCUAGAGAAGAUGCCACAUGUGAAAGGGAACCAGCCAAGAAAGGUCAUUGACCUCAUACAGUCAGUGGAGAAGGCCCUAGCAGAUCUUACAGAGUUAGGAAACUCUGGAGCCAUAAAUAACCCACUGGUAAUAAAAACCAUUGAAAGCAAGUUGCCUGACUUUAUUAAACGAGACUGGGUGAUGUUCAUGGUUGAACCCAGGAACAAUGUCACAUCAGACAACCACUUUGCCAUGCUUUUGAAGUUCUUGAAAAGUCAAGAAGAAAUACUGGAGAGACUAGAACAGCUCAGAACUGUGGAGAAGGUGGAGAAAUCAGAUCGUUCAGACAAAAAGUAUGACCGAAAAAUCGCCUCAACAAAAACCACAAAGAAAGAAGAGUUUGAUGAAGGAUGUGGUGUCUGUGGUGAGAGAGGGCACAACAACAAAAUCUUCUUCUGUAAAAAGUUCAAAAGACUUAAACUACCUGAGAAGAAAGCUGUAUUAAGAAAGCUGGGAGCAUGCAGAAAAUGUCUUGGAUGCCAUGAUGAAGAUGGAUACUGCAGAGACACAUUCCUAUGCAGAAAUAAGGACUGUAAAAGGGAAGGUGGUGCCCCAGACCACCAUUUUUUCCUCUGCCCAAAGGGAGAAUUCAAAAGAGGGGAAGAGAGAAGGAUUGGAAAAGACGUCAAAGGUGAAGGCAAACUAACCGAGGAACAAGAGGAGAUCUUGUCUGAACUUUCUCCAGAAAUGGCAGAUCGAUGCAGAAAGGCUUUCACCAACACCAACAAAACUGCAGUGACACUUGAUGCUUCAGGCCAGUCUGAGCUACUGCAGAGAAAUGGGCUCUCUGAACUUCCAGUUAUAAUGAUGUUGAUGCAAGUCACUGCAAACGCAGGGCAGAAGAUUGGGACUUUAAUUGACCUUGCUUCAGAUACAAACUACAUCACCCAUAAGGCUGCUGAAAGACUAAGGUUACGACAUGAGAAGAUAACUUUAGUUGUGCAUGGAGUUGGUGGUAUGGCUAUGGAAGUGAACACACAAAGGUAUCUCCUCAAAGUCAGAGUCAAAACACCAAAAGGAACCGAGAGAGCUCAUGAAAUGGUCUGCUACGGCUUGGAUGAAAUCGCCAGAGUGCAUCAAGUAAUUGAACCUGAAAAAUUGAGAAAAUUCUUCCCAGAAGUCAAACUGAAAGAAUUGGAAAGGCCAGAAGAGGUUGAACUUCUCAUUAGCCACCGAGAGGGAAGACUCGCUCCACAGAGAGUAAAAAUCAUUGGAGACCUCGUCUUGUGGGAGGGACCAUUGGGUAAGACAGUGGGUGGAGCACAUCCCGACUUAUUUGAAGAAGUGGAGGUAGCAGCAUAUGAGUCCAGAACACACUUUGCUCGCUCCAUGAGGACAGCAGCUGUCAAAUAUCAAGAAAUCAAAAGUCCAACAAUUGAUACAGCCCAGCCACAGCGAAAAGAUGAAGCUCAGACCAAAUUUACAGCUGUCAGUAACCGUAAGUUCCUAGAGUGGUGGCACUGGGAUAGCAUCGGAGCUGCAUGUGAGCCAAGAUGUGGAGGAUGCCGUUGUGGAAACUGUCCACCUGGAGGAAAAGAAAUGACCCUGGCAGAGGAGAGGGAACUGGAGAUCAUUAAAGGAGGUCUUACCUACAAGAAGGGGGAUGCUCACACAUCAGCGCCACAUUGGGAUGCAAAGUAUCCUUGGACGGUAGAUCCAGCCUCUCUCCCAAACAACAAAGGUGCAGUCCAAGCUUGUUUCUUAAAGAUGGAAAAGCAACUAAGCAGAGAGCUAGACUGGAAAGUUGCAUAUACUAAUCAGAUACAUGAAAUGAUUGAAAGAGGCGCAGCCAUAAAACUCACCAACAAAAUUAUGGAUGAAUGGAACGGACCAGUGUGGUACGUAAGCCACCUGGUGGCACCAAACCCUCAUUCAGUGACCACACCAAUUCGUAUUGUAUGGAAUAGUAGCCAGAAAUACAAAGGCGUGAGUAUGAAUGAUCUUCUUUUGAAGGGACCAGACGUUCUCAACCCUAUCAGAGCUGUCUUGCUGAGGUUCAGAGAAGGGAUGUAUGCAUCUCUAGGAGACAUUAAAAAAAUGUACAACUCUGUAUGGCUGGAGGAGCGUGAGAUGCAUCUUCAUAGGUUCCUCUGGAGGGACAGCCCAGAUGAAGAGAUAGGUGAAUAUGCAAUUACCAGAGUCAAUAUUGGGGACAGACCUGCUGGUUGCAUUGCUCAGUUGGCUAUGAGGGAAACGGCACGCCUGCCCAACUUUCUUCACUUAGAAGAUGAGCGCAGAGUCAUUGAAGAGGACAGCUAUGUAGAUGACCUCUUAACCUCCCAUAAUGACCUAAAUAAACUUGACAACAUUACAGCAAAUGUGGAAGAGAUCUUGAAAGCUGGAGGUUUCUUCCUCAAACCAUGGGUCCGGUCAGGGCAAAGUGGGAGGCAAGAAAUGGAGACGGAGGAGGGUCUAACAGGAACACAAAGUAAAACUUUAAUUCUUCCAAAUCAAAUGAGAGGUGAAGACAAUAAAGCCUUGGGUAUCGGCUACCAAAUGGAUGAAGACAAGCUCUACAUGUUAACCUCAGUUAACUUUUCCAAAAGGAAAAAGAAGAUGAGAGUUGGAAAAGAUCUUCUUAAGGAGGAGGUAAGAACUGAGACACCUAAGCCACUGACUAGGAGGGCUCUCUUAAGCCAAGUGGCUGGACUGUACGACCCAAUUGGCUUAGUCACACCUGCAAAACAGAAGGGAGCAAUUCUUGUAAGAAAAGCAUUCCAAGAGGGAGGGGGUGGGAAACUAACCCAAGAAACUUGGGACCAACCUCUCUCAGAAAGCCUCAGAGAAGAAGGCAUACAGCUUUUUGAAGAAUAUGUGCAGCUUGGACAGGUAAAAUUCCACAGGAGCCUCACACCAGCUGGCUGGGAAGGAAAACCUUGGGGCAUCACAUUCUCUGAUGGAAGUGACAAAUCCUAUGGAGCUGUGAUGUACUUAAGAUGGGAGACAAGUCAAGGCACUGAAGUUCGAUUUGUUGAGUCGAAAGCCAAGCUGACACCCCUGGAUCAGAAGGGAGAAGCUGUAAAAGCUGAGAUCUGUGGUGCUGUUUUCGCAUCUAGGAUCAGGAAGUAUGUGGAAAAACAUGCUCGAAUUAAAAUCGAGAGAUGGUUCCAUCUACUCGACAGUCAAACAGUCUUGGGAGCCAUUCAAAGAGUCAGUUAUGGGUACAAAACCUUCUUUGCAAAUAGAGUGGGUGAAAUCCAGAAGGCUGGACUAGUGCAAGACUGGUGGUGGAUCCGUGGAGAUUUAAACAUAGCUGACAUCAUAACGAGAGGGGGCGCUCCUGAAGAUUUGAGGGAGAAUUCUACAUGGCAAAAUGGACCAGAGUUCCUGAAGUGGCCAGUGGAGAAGUGGCCUAUAAAAUCAGCAGGAGAGAUUGCAGCUCAUGCCAGGGAGAGUGUCAACAAGCUCCAGAGAAAGGCAUUCACAGUUGCAUUAACUAGAGCUCAAGCCAGAAGCAGUCAGAAAAAUGAAGACCCACAAGGUAAUCAGGAAAGUCCAAAGAGUAAAACUCAAGAGGGAAUACCUGUGGUAAAUCCAACUCCUCUUCUAGGUAUGAAGCCCACUGGAUGGGUUAAAAAUCUCAUCGAAGUAAGAAGAUCCAGUAGUCUGUCCAAACUGGUGAGAGUCGUUGCCUGGGUUUGUUUUGCUGCCAAGCAGUGGCUGAAGAGGAAGUGUCGGGCCCCUAAACAAUUAAAGUGGGAAGUUAGAUCACCCAAGCAAGCUGUGCUGACUGUCAAAGAAAAAGAAGAUGCACUCAAAGACAUCUUUCUUGCUGCUCAAGAAGGUACAGUUUUUGCAGACACAACUCUUAGCAGACUGGCAGUAUACAAAGAUGUGAACUCUGGACUGCUAGUUUGCGGGGGCAGAAUUCAGAUGUUCAAUGAAGAUAAGACAGCAGUGCCUGUUUUACCAUUUGAAGCAUGGGUAUCUACACUGUUGGCACAGGAAUCCCACAAAGCAAACCACGAGGGAGUGGCAGGAACCCUUCUCCGGAUGAGGAAGAAAGCCUGGGUAAUAAAAGGCCGGAGACUUGCCAAGAAAGUGGUUGACAGCUGUGUGGUUUGCAGGAAAAACAAAGCAAAACACUGCCAACAAAUCAUGGCUGACUUGCCUCUAGAGCGAACAGGCCCGGCUGCACCUUUUGAAUUCACCACUAUGGACCUUUUUGGCCCUUAUGAAGUGAAAGAUGAGGUCAAGAAGAGAACUAGACUCAGAGUAUGGGGAAUAGUUUUCUGCUGCAUGGCUUCUAGAGCCAUCCAUACUGAAGUGGUGAGUGACAUGUCAUCUGAAGGAUUCUUGCUAGCCUAUAAAAGGUUCACCUCACUGAGAGGACACCCCAAGAAACUCUGGUCAGACCCGGGCACUAACUUUGUGGGAGCCAGACCUGCACUGGAGAAGCUUUAUAAAUUCCUGAACCAACUAAACAAGUCUGAAAUUGAAGACACAGCUGCCAAGCAUGGUACAGAAUGGUCAUGGAAGAUUCACCCUGCAGACUCUCCCCAUAGAAAUGGUGCAGCAGAGGCAGCUGUCAAAGUAGUAAAGCGGGCAUUAAGCAACCUUGGUGGAGAUGGUGUUUUCACAUGGGGAGAAUUUCAAACUUUUCUCUUCAUGGCAGCCAACCUUGCAAAUGAGAGACCCAUCGAUGCAAGAACUCAAAGCAGAGAAGACUGUGUAGAGUACAUCACCCCAAAUUCUCUGCUUUUAGGACGUGCCAAUCCAAAGGGAGACCCUGGGGAUUUCCAAUUUGAUGACUACCCUUACAGAAGACUUAAACAUAUUCAAGCAGAAGUAAGCAAUUUCUGGAAGAAGUGGAGCCAAUUGGCUGGACCAAAUCUAUUCGUAAGGAACAAAUGGCACACCAAAGAGCGAAAUGUUGCAGUUGGAGAUGUGGUUUGGCUGGCUGACCAAAACGCCUUGAGAGGACAAUACAAGCUGGCUAGAGUGGUCGGUGUUAAUGCUGACAGCAAAGGCAUUGUAAGAGAUGUGCUUGUGAGAACUUUUCCCAGCUAUCCUGUUCACAUCACAAAGGCGAAAGACAAAGAAGGUCCCAUUAGAGCUAAUAGUGAAAAAACCAAGAGGCUCCAAACCAAAAUCCCAGCCACAAUUCUCCACAGAGAUGUCAGACGUCUUGUCAUUCUAAUUCCCAUUGAAGAACAAGCAGAGGUAUGAAAGAACUUGUGUGACCUCUGGUUUUGAAAAACCAGGAGCUCAAGUGGGAAGUGUUGAGCAGAAUCUCAGCUAUGAGACUUAAAGAACUACAUUUCCCAGAGUGCAUCAGCAGCAGUAAAUCAGCUGCUUGUCAUGUGAUUAGUCAUUGUCACUGAUUUGGAGCACCUGUUAAAACAUGGAGUUCCUCAGUCAUUCAGAGAAACAAACUUCAGAGAGAAGACACUCCAAAUUCACUCGUAGGUUCAGUCCAAAGACGCCAAUGGUUUACAACCUAAUUCACUGCUAAUUCACUGCUAAUUCACUGCCUAAUUCACUGGACAAAUAAUCAACUGACAAAGCCAAAAGAAAAAUAAAAGUGAUUAAGUGGAAAUUUGAGUUGUCCUUGUGUCCUUUGGAAAUUGA